UAGGACCGAAAGACGGACACGGACACUCCGACCACGCGCCCAAGCAGAAACCCAGAGAGCGACCUGUUUCGUGAAUAUUCCAUUGCGCCAACUACCAUCGCGAUCUCCCUUCGCACCUCGGUUGCCCUUAUCUGCCCGCCCGCCCGCCUACUAUUGCACUCCCUAGCGUCUGCCCUGAUAGCGCCCUGCGACAACCUUUCCUACUCACGGUCUAGGUUGUAAGAAGAGACGAGAUUUGAACCGUUUUUCCCGAGCAGCAAUCCCAUCACUCGAAGUUAGCCCCGGCGACAAGGCAUACCGUACCCUAUUUAGGUCCCCGGCAGACAAACCCCAGCGACAUUCUAAGACGAUACGAUUUUAUUUUUAGCCACGCGCCACAUCCCGAUCGUUGACACCCCCUUGCGACUAUCCCUGGAACGCUCUUCAAGAUGAGUAACUGGUGGAAAAAAUUGCAGCGGGACCGCUCGCAGAUCCCCGAGGUCGUGAUUCCUCUUGCCGAUGCCCCCAAUACGAUCUCCCAAACGGAUAAGGAUACCGAAUCCAAUGUCAACAGCUUAGAUUCCCAGGAAAAGGGUGCCAGUUCCGCAACCCAGAGCACUACGCUAACCCUGGAGGCCCUCCGUGCAGAGGUCGACUCUGCCGUCUCUGCAUCGGGCCAUAACACUGUCUAUGAUCGCAAGGCCAAGAUCAUUAACAAGGCCAUUCAGGAUAUCGGCAUGGGCCGCUAUCAGUGGGAGCUUUAUAUCUUGUGCGGAUUUGGUUGGACUGCUGACAACCUCUGGCUACAGGGAGUUGCCCUGACCCUUACCCCUCUCUCCAUGGAAUUCGGCAUUUCCGAGUCCUAUGUUCGCUUUACUACCUGCGCCUUGUUCGUUGGUCUGAUUGUUGGCGCCACUUUCUGGGGUCUUGCAUCUGACAUGAUUGGACGUCGAUUGGCUUUCAACACGACUCUCUUCCUGUGUGGCGCGUUUGGUCUUGCAUCGGGCGGCGGUCCCAGCUGGGUUGGUACCUGUGCCCUCUACGCUUGCUUGGGAUUGGGAGUAGGUGGUAACCUGCCCGUCGAUGCUGCCAUCUUCCUCGAGUUCUUGCCCGGUGCUUCAGGAAACAUCCUGAGUUCACUGGCCACAUUCUGGUCAGUGGGUACUUUCAUUGCCAGUAUGCUGGCCUGGGCUUUUAUUCCCAACUACUCUUGCUCCGACUCGAGCAACUGCACCAAGGAAAAUAACAUGGGCUGGAGAUACCUUGUUCUUUCUCUAGGUGCCAUCACCAUGGUGUUCUGGAUGUGUCGAUUCUUCUUUUUCAAGCUGUAUGAAUCGCCCAAGUUCCUAGUCUCCAAGGGUCGGGAUGAGGACGCCGUCGCGGCUAUUCACGGCGUUGCCCAUCACAACAAGAAGAAAACCUGGCUCACGGUGGAAAUCUUGCAAGAGAUUGGCGGAGCUGCCGAGGAUAGCAAGGAACAGAACCUUACCUCUGCGCAAAUCCUGAAGCGCUCAUUGUCCAAAUUCUCCGUGCAGCAGAUCGGACCUUUGUUCUCAUCUAAGCGUCUUGGAAUCACCACCGCCCUCAUCUGGCUCUGCUGGACCACCAUCGGCAUGGGAUACACCCUCUUCAACGCCUUCCUGCCCCAGUACCUCGGCUCUUCGUCUUCCGUAUAUGUUACCUACCGUAACUACGCCAUCACCUCCGUGACCGGUCUCUUCGGUCCCAUUCUCGCCCUCUACAUGGUCGACAUUAAGUACGUCGGUCGUAAGGGUACAAUGGCCCUGUCGACGUUGGUCACUGCCGUCCUGCUCUUCUGCUUCACUGCAGCCAAGACAUCCGACACUCAACUCGUCUGCUCUGCUCUCGAAUCUUUCACCCAGAUGAUCAUGUACGGUGUCCUGUACGCCUACACUCCUGAGGUCUUCCCCGCUCCCAACCGUGGUACCGGCUCUGGUAUCGCCAGUUGCCUGAACCGCAUUGCUGGAUUCUGUGCCCCUAUCAUCGGUAUCUACGCUUCCGCGAACCCCAGUGCGCCUAUCUAUGCUUCCGGUGCGUUGUUGCUGGUUUCGUUCGUGGCGAUGAUUCUGCUGCCGAUUGAGACUGCGGGUAAGCAGAGUUUGUAGAGCAAGGAAUCCCUGGUGAGGAUGUGUACAUGUUGGGGUUUGGAAAGAUGGAGAUGUCUUUCUGUUGAUACCAUUGUUGUUUUGUAUGUAUGUAUAUGUUGUUAUGACCGAGAUAGCGUGCAUAAUUGGUUCUGGGAGAGUUGAUAGAAAAAUAGACGGGUUCAUGAUAUAAUUCAUUCAACGUUGAAAUAAGCAGAA
Aspergillus welwitschiae is the source of this 2303-nucleotide messenger RNA. RefSeq names its product MFS transporter. Gene Ontology annotation, cellular component: membrane. The record is from RefSeq and is a predicted model, not a curated record. Gene Ontology annotation, biological process: transmembrane transport. Lineage: Eukaryota; Fungi; Ascomycota; Eurotiomycetes; Eurotiales; Aspergillaceae. Bases 429 to 2105 code for a protein of 558 amino acids. The transcript has 6 exons. Gene Ontology annotation, molecular function: transmembrane transporter activity.